AUGGAUGUGACCACGAAAAACAAGCGAGAUGGCACUGAAGUCACUGAGAGAAUUAUCACGGAAACAGUAACUACAAGACUCACAUCCUUACCACCAAAAGGGAGCACCAGCAAUGGCUACGCGAAGACAGGCUCUCUGGGUGGAGGAAGUCGGCUAGAGAAACAGACCCUGACUCAUGGUAGCAGCGGCUACAUCAACUCAAAUGGGAGCAUCCGGGGCAACGCUUCCACCUCCAGUUACAGGAGAGCUCACUCGCCAGCCUCCACCCUGCCCAACUCUCCAGGCUCCACCUUUGAAAGGAAAACUCGCAUGACCCGCCAUGGAACUUACGAAGGGAGCUCCAGUGGCAACUCCUCCCCUGAGUACCCCCGGAAGGAACUCGCAUCUUCUGCAACCAGAGGACGAAGCCAAACACGAGAGAGCGAAAUUCGAGUUCGCCUGCAGAGUGCCUCUCCAUCCACCAGAUGGACAGAACUCGAUGAAGUCAAACGUUUGCUUAAGGGGAGCCGAUCUGCAAGUGCGAGUCCCACCAGGAACACCUCCAACACACUCCCCAUCCCCAAGAAAGGCACUGUAGAGACAAAAGUGGUGACAGCAAGCUCCCACUCAGUAUCAGGAACCUAUGACACGACAAUACUGGACACCAACCUUCCCCCCCACAUGUGGUCCUCCACCUUGCCUGCAGGGUCCUCCAUGGGGACCUAUCACAACAACAUGACAACCCAGAGCUCAUCCCUCCUCAACACCAACGCCUACUCAGCAGGAUCAGUCUUCGGAAUGCCAAAUAACAUGGCGUCCUGCUCUCCCACCCUGCCCCCUGGACUCAGCAGCUGCUCCUCAGUGUUUGGCAUGCAGAACAAUCUGGCCCCCAGCUCUUCUGCCGUAGCCCAUGGCACAACCACCACUUCCACAGCAUACAGUGUAAAGAAAAACGUGCCACAGCCACCCACUGUCACCAGCACCGGUGUGUCCACUUCUGCUACCUGCACCACCAGCGUCCAGAGCGACGACCUCUUGCAUAAAGACUGCAAGUUCCUGAUUCUGGAGAAGGACAACGUACCCGCCAAGAAAGAGAUGGAACUCUUGAUCAUGACCAAGGACAGCGGGAAGGUCUUUACUGCCUCCCCGGCCAGCAUCUCUUCAAGAGACCUAAAUACUGUGUCCACAAAGGGCAAGGCCACCUCUGUAGAAAACCAUAACUAUGACCGAGGCGGUGGUGGAGCCAGAGGCGGCGCCGGUGCCGGUGCCGGUGCCGGUGCCGGUGGAGGAACCUGGGGGGCUGCGCCUGCCUGGUGCCCCUGCGGCUCCUGCUGCAGCUGGUGGAAGUGGUUGCUGGGCCUACUGCUCACCUGGCUGCUGCUGCUGGGUCUGCUCUUUGGCCUCAUUGCUCUGGCGGAGGAGGUAAGGAAGCUGAAAGCCCGAGUGGAGGAGCUGGAGAAGACCAGGGUGCAAUAUUUUGAAGACAAGACAGAGAGAAGUAGCAAGGACCGUCUCCUGGGUGAUGUGCCUGGCAUGGGACCUGGAUUAGGCAAAGUGGGGCUGGAUGGCCACAGCCAGGAGGCGAUCUGGCUGUUUAUAAGGAACAAGCUGAUGACAGAACAGGAAAACGGAAAUCUUCGAGGAAAUCCUGGUCCAAAAGGUGACAUGGGAAGUCAAGGACCUAAAGGAGACCGAGGCCUUCCUGGGACCCCAGGUAUUCCUGGGCCCCUGGGCCACCCUGGCCCAGAAGGACCAAAGGGACAAAAGGGCAGCAUUGGAGAUCCUGGCAUGGAAGGACCCAUAGGCCAGAGAGGACUAGAAGGCCCCAUGGGACCUCGUGGUGAACCUGGGCCUCCUGGGUCUGGAGAGAAAGGAGACAGAGGGAUUGCUGGAGAACAAGGUCCUCCGGGCCUCCCUGGUCUCCCAGGUUCUGUGGGUCCCAGAGGUCCCAAUGGCUCUGCUGGCCCACAGGGACCCCCAGGUUCUAUGGGUCCCCAAGGGCUCCGUGGUGACGUGGGACUCCCUGGUGUCAAAGGUGACAAAGGACUUGUGGGACCACCAGGACCCAAAGGUGACCAGGGUGAAAAAGGACCCAGAGGCCUCACAGGGGAGCCUGGCAUUCGGGGUUUACCUGGAGCUGUGGGCGAACCUGGAGCCAAAGGCGCAAUGGGUCCUGCUGGCCCUGAUGGACAGCAAGGCCCCAGAGGUGAGCAAGGUCUGACAGGGAUGCCUGGAACCCGAGGCCUACCAGGACCUUCUGGAGACCCAGGAAAGCCAGGUGUCACAGGACCCCAGGGACCACAGGGACUUCCUGGUAGCCCUGGCCGACCGGGGACUAAAGGUGAACCUGGUGCUCCAGGCAGAGUCAUGACUGCAGGAUCAUCAACUAUCACUGUCCCCGGACCUCCCGGACCUCCCGGUGCCAUGGGACCCCCAGGACCUCCAGGGACCCCAGGUCCUGCUGGCCCUGCUGGUCUCCCAGGACAACAAGGCCCACGAGGGGAGCCAGGACUUGCUGGUGACUCAUUUAUAAACAGUGGCAGCUCCAUCUCCGAGGUCCUCUCUGCCCAAGGAGUUGACUUGCGGGGUCCCCCUGGCCCACCUGGCCCACGAGGGCCACCAGGGCCUGCCAUCCCAGGCCCACCAGGACCUAGAGGUCCUCCAGGGGAAGGCGCGCCAGGCCCACCGGGCCCACCAGGAUCUUUCCUGACUGACUCAGAAACCUUCUUCUCUGGCCCUCCGGGUCCACCUGGCCCCCCAGGUCCCAAGGGAGACCAAGGUGAUCCUGGCAUCCCUGGCGGUCACUCUCAUGGAGAAGCAUCCAGCACUACGUACAGGCAGGGCCCACCUGGCCCUCCAGGACCCCCUGGGCCUCCAGGCUCCUUCAGCAGCUCUGGCCAGGAUAUCCAGCGCUACAUCUCAGAGUACAUGCAGAGUGACAGCAUCAGGACCUAUCUCUCUGGAGUUCAGGGUCCCCCAGGCCCACCAGGUCCUCCAGGGCCUGUCAUCACCAUCACAGGAGAGACUUUCGACUACUCCCAGCUGGCAAGCCAGGUGGUCGGCUACUUGAGGACGUCAGGCUACGGUGUGAGCUUGUCCUCUGCCUCCUCAGAAGAUAUCCUGGCCAUGCUGCGACGGAAUGAUGUGUGGCAGUUCCUACGUCAGCACCUGGUGGGCCCACCGGGUCCCCCAGGGCCCCCAGGAGUUGGUGGAGAUGGGUCCCUCCUGUCCUUGGACUACGGAGAGCUGAGCAGACACAUUCUCAACUAUAUGUCAAGUUCUGGAAUCAGCUUUGGGCAUCCUGGCCCACCGGGCCCCCCUGGCCUGCCAGGAACAUCCUAUGAGGAGCUACUCACCAUGCUCCGAGGGUCUGACUACAGGGACAUCAUUGGACCUCCAGGUCCACCUGGGCCACCCGGGAUGCCAGGCAGCGCGUGGUCCAGCAUCAGCGUGGAGGACCUCUCAUCUUACCUGCACACUGCUGGCCUGUCCUCCAUCCCAGGACCCCCAGGACCUCCUGGACCCCCAGGUCCUCGAGGGCCCCCAGGUGUCUCAGCAGCUCUGGCCACCUAUGCAGCUGAAAACAGCGACAACUUCCGUAGCGAGCUGAUUAGCUACCUCACAAGUCCUGAUGUCCGUAGCUUCAUCAUUGGCCCUCCAGGUCCCCCGGGACCACCUGGAGACAGUCACUUAAGGGAGAACUACAACUGGGGUAGCAGCUCCUCAGCCCGACGAGGCACUUCCUACAGCUCUUCCAUGGGCAUGGGGGGAGCCAAUGGAGGCUCCCUGGGCGAAGGUGGAACCUUUGGUACAGCAGAUGGGGGCCCCUAUGGCACCGACAUCGGCCCAGGAGGAGGUUAUGGGGCAGCUGCCGGUGGUUUAUAUGGCACCGAUGGCGAUUCAUUCCGGGCUGGCUUCACUGGAGACCUGGAUUACAACAAACUGGCAGUGAGGGUGUCCGAGAGCAUGCAGCGUCAAGGCCUACUACAAGGGAUGGCCUACACUGUCCAGGGCCCACCAGGAGUGCCUGGCCCCCAGGGCCCUCCUGGCAUCAGCAAGGUCUUCUCUGCCUACAGCAAUGUGACACAGGACCUCAUGGACUUCUUCCGGAUGCAUGGAGCUAUUCCAGGCCCACCUGGGCAAAAGGGAGAAGUGGGCACCCCAGGGCCCAAAGGUGACAGGGGCCUUGCUGGACAACGAGGUCCUCCUGGGCCACCAGGCCCUCGAGGGCAGAAAGGAGAGAAAGGAGACAAGGGCGACCAAGUCUACACUGGGAGAAGGAAGAGAAGUAUUGCCAUCAAGCCAUAAGCUGCACUUGUCAGAGCCACCAAGUUCUCAGACCAGUGCUCGGGCGCCUAUGUCUAAGUGUCCCCAGUGGGUGGAACUGGUCCACAUUUUGCUGAGACCAAGUCACCUAGCAACACUUGUUUUAGUCCGAACAAAAUGUAUCAUACAGAAAAUUCAAAGACACACAAUGAAAAACAGCUGCACUGAUUGGGUGGGCCUUUGGAAUCGCUACAAAAUUUAAUAUGAGACUUAACCUCUCUGCUAUAUAGACUGAGCUUCCUAGCCUGGCCUCACUUAGCUCAGACCUAAACCUCAGAAGCCAAUUACAUAAAUGUUGGCUGGGGAGUCUUGAUGCUUUGCUCAUUUUUAGAAAUGAGCCCAGAAAAUGGAAAAUGGGCAUGGAAGCCUUCACAGGGUGAAAAUUGAUGGGUGCUUUCUGGUUAUUGUUACCAAGGCUUGCUUUUAGCUCCUUCCCUGAUUACUCUGCAUUCUCCAGUCUCAGAAAAGAAGGAGCACCCGACAAGUUCACUUCCUUAAAAGCAGUGGUAUUUCAGAUAGCUAUCACAGUUGAGAUGCCAAUCACCUCCCACUGGCUUCCAAGCUUGACUGGUCACAGCUAUGGCCUGUGUCGUUGUGCACAUCCGAAGUAACAAUUAUGACACCACACUAGACCACAGCAGACAGUACAAGAGGGGCAGUGAGCAAGGAAGGGAGAAGGAAUCCCUGAUGCUAGGGAAACAUGGCUUCCACACCCCCUGUUCUGCACAUAGGAAAUUACAUGGGAACCUGGGUGCAGCUGGUUUUUAAGCACUUUUCACUGUCCAAAAACAUUUGUAUGUAAUCUGUAAGAUGAAAAUUCAUUUCAACUGUAAAAUUUUCAAAUAAAGCUUUUUUUUUUCUUUUUUAA
Messenger RNA from Cricetulus griseus (Chinese hamster), 5173 nucleotides. The record is from RefSeq and is a predicted model, not a curated record. Lineage: Eukaryota; Metazoa; Chordata; Mammalia; Rodentia; Cricetidae.